UAAGCAGAAAUUAAUGAUGAUGUCUCCAUUGUCAUAAAGUGUAUGAUGCUGUAUUUUGGUCAUUAGUAAAAAAUUAUCUUAGAUUUAUUGUUGUACUUUCUUUUUCUCAGUAUAUAGGAUGGCUUCAAGAAAAAAUUCCAGAAUUGGAGAAAAGUCCAAAUGCACCCAACGAAGAGACUCUAAAGCAUUACAAACGGCAAGUGGAUUUCUUGCGAGGCGUCAUUGAGGCGGAGAAAUGCACAAAGGUGCUAGACUCAGGCACGGCAACGCAGAUGAUACCACAUGGGCCAGCGACGACGAGCGACCACACUGUCACCCAGCAGAUUCACCAGCGCACACAGGCCAAGACCACCAACCGGCUGCGACAGGAUCUUCUAGGUCUUGACCCUGAUGGAGAAAGCGAGCUGCACCAGCGCAAGGGAGCCUAUGGGGGGGACGUGAGUGCGGACGACUUCCAGAGAAAGAUGCUGAGUGACGAACAGAAGCGCGAGAAGAUGGUGGAGGAUAUGAUCAUCAUGACGAGAGAGUGGAAGGAGCAGUCGAGGAUCGCCAACAAGAUUAUUAAGAAGGACAUAGAUGCACUGGAUAAGUCGUCAAAAGUGGCCGACUCCAACCAGACCCAUCUGAAGGUCGAGGCGAACAGGCUGGCCGAGUACAACAAGCGAGCGUGCAACUUCUGGAUAUGGAUCAUGAUCAUCAUUGUGUGCUUUACGUUCAUCGGAAUGGUAGUGUUCAUCAGAAUUUUUCCUCGGCGUCAUUAGUCACAUGCAAAAUAGCUGCUGCUCGAACGACAUUGUUACAAAGUUUAUAUUUUUAUUUUGUUACCUGUAGGUUUAGAGUUUCAUGUCAUCCAUAAUCUUUUUUUUUUUUUUUUUAUGUAUUAAGAAAGAAGGAAGUUUAUAUUGUAAAAUCAAAUGUAUCUUAGGUUUUGGUAAUUAUAAAAAUCCUUUAUUUAUCACAUGUUCUAAGAAGAAGUGAAAUUGCUGGUGCUAUUCUAGUAAAGCACUGAAACAUUACAUGAUAUAUAUUAUGAUAAAACUUGGUGCAACGUUGCAUCUAAGGAACUGUUGGGAAUGCCAUGAGCUUUUUAAUAAAAUAGCCCAGAGAGAGGAA
Penaeus indicus is the source of this 1113-nucleotide messenger RNA. RefSeq names its product vesicle transport protein USE1-like (gene Use1). Gene Ontology annotation, molecular function: SNAP receptor activity. Bases 273 to 761 code for a protein of 162 amino acids. The record is from RefSeq and is a predicted model, not a curated record. Gene Ontology annotation, cellular component: SNARE complex; endoplasmic reticulum. Gene Ontology annotation, biological process: retrograde vesicle-mediated transport, Golgi to endoplasmic reticulum. NCBI's taxonomy places the organism in Eukaryota, Metazoa, Arthropoda, Malacostraca, Decapoda, Penaeidae. The transcript has 6 exons.